This is a messenger RNA of Sarcophilus harrisii (Tasmanian devil), 5748 nucleotides long. RefSeq names its product ADAM metallopeptidase with thrombospondin type 1 motif 14 (gene ADAMTS14). Gene Ontology annotation, cellular component: extracellular matrix. Gene Ontology annotation, molecular function: metalloendopeptidase activity. The record is from RefSeq and is a predicted model, not a curated record. Bases 177 to 4058 code for a protein of 1293 amino acids. The transcript is spliced from 22 exons. Gene Ontology annotation, biological process: proteolysis; extracellular matrix organization. NCBI's taxonomy places the organism in Eukaryota, Metazoa, Chordata, Mammalia, Dasyuromorphia, Dasyuridae.
GCCGACGAAUCGGGCUCGCGGGGUCUCCGGCGUCUGCAGAGCCAGGAAAGCUGGCGGCGCUGCGCAUCCCUCAGUCCGCCUCCUCCGCCGAGCCCGAGCCCAGAGGCGGACUCCGGCCGGCCCGUGCGCUGCUGCCGAGCGAGGGAGCGGGCCCGGCUCCGCGGCGCCCGCCCCAGAUGGACUGCCUCGGGGUCUUGCUCUCGUGCUGGCUCCCUCUCAGUUGCUGGCUUUCGGCUGCCGCGGCCACCAGGACCCAAGAGCUGCUCUUGUCUGGCAAAUUAAGUGACUAUGGCGUGUUUGUGCCGUUCAGCGCGGAUCCUCACGGCCGCUUCCUCUCGCACGUGGUGUCCGGACCCGCCGCCUCCAGGAGCGGGGCAUUUGGCAGGCCGCCCCCGUCAUCAGCCCCCCCCUCCAGCAGGCACCGCGUGGCCCGAAGCCCUGCCGGGGCCGCGGGAGAGCCGGCUGGCCCCCACCCAGCGGGGAAGUAUUCCAUUUAUUUCAACGUCACCAUCUUCGGGAAGGAGCUCCACUUGGGCCUGAAGCCCAAGCAGCGGCUGGUGGCCCCCGGGGCCUUCGCCCAGUGGCAGGAGGACUUCUGGGAGCUUUCCCGGCAGCCCCUCCACCAGGACUGCAUCUUCACUGGCAGCAUCACCGGCAUGCCCGGCACGGCCGUGGCCAUCAGCAACUGUGACGGAUUGGCCGGCCUGAUCCGCACAGACAGCAGCGAAUACUUCAUCGAGCCCCUGGAGAGGGGUCAGCAGGCAAAGGAGGAGACUGGGCGGGCACAUAUCGUCUACAGCCGGGCAGCUAUCAGACUGGAGAAGGCAGAGCCCCAGGGAGACUUCCACAAUGAAGUCCCAGACUUUGGCCCCAGGGAGCUCCCUAACCUGCUGGACUCAGUGGCAGAGCAACUGGGAGAGGCCCAGAGAAAGCGGCGUCAUGCCAAGCCGGGCGACUACACCAUCGAGGUGCUGCUGGCUGUGGACGACUCGGUGGUGCGCUUCCAUGGCAAGGAGCACGUCCAGAACUACGUCCUGACCCUCAUGAACAUAGUGGAUGAGAUCUACCAUGAUGAAUCCCUGGGGGUGCAUAUGAACAUCGCCUUGGUUAGGAUGAUCAUGGUGGGCUAUCGACAGUCUCUGAGCCUGAUUGAGCGAGGGAACCCGUCCCGGAGCCUGGAGCAGGUGUGCCGCUGGGCCCACUCCCAGCAGCGCUCCGACCCUGCCCACGCCGAGCACCACGACCACGCCGUUUUCCUCACGAGGCAGGAUUUUGGUCCCGCAGGUAUGCAAGGGUACGCACCCGUUACUGGCAUGUGCCACCCCCUGAGAAGCUGUACCCUUAACCACGAGGACGGCUUUUCCUCCGCCUUUGUGGUGGCUCAUGAGACUGGCCAUGUGCUAGGCAUGGAGCAUGAUGGCCAGGGGAACCGGUGUGCGGACGAGACGAGCAUGGGGAGCAUCAUGGCGCCACUGGUGCAGGCCGCCUUCCACCGUUACCACUGGUCCCGCUGUAGCAAGCAGGAGCUGAACCGUUACAUACACUCCUAUGACUGUCUCCUGGAUGACCCCUUUGAGCACCAAUGGCCCCAGCUGCCCGAGCUUCCCGGGAUCGACUACUCCAUGGACGAGCAGUGCCGAUUUGACUUUGGUGUGGGCUAUCAGACCUGCACGGCCUUCAGAACCUUCGACUCUUGCAAACAGCUGUGGUGCAGCCACCCCGACAACCCCUACUUCUGCAAAACCAAGAAGGGGCCGCCCCUGGACGGGACCGAAUGUGCCUCAGGCAAGUGGUGUUUUAAAGGCCAUUGCAUCUGGAAGUCGUCGGAGCAAUCCUACAGCCUGGACGGGGGCUGGAGCUCCUGGACCAAGUUUAGCUCCUGCUCCAGGACCUGUGGAGGUGGGGUGCGUUCUAGGAGCCGCAGCUGCACCAACCCUCCCCCAGCUUAUGGGGGCCGCCAGUGCUCAGGAUCCAUGUACGAAUAUCAGAUCUGCAACUCGGAGGAGUGUGGGGGACCCUUCAAGGACUUCCGAGCCCAGCAGUGUGCCAAGCGCAAUUCCUACUAUACCCACAAGAAUGCCCGGCACAGCUGGAUCCCCUAUGAGCACGAGGAUGAGGCCCAGAAAUGUGAAUUGAUUUGCCAGUCUGAAGACACCGGGGAUGUGGUGUUUAUGAAUCAAGUUGUCCACGAUGGCACAAGGUGCAGCUACAGGGACCCUUACAGUGUAUGUGCCCGGGGAGAGUGUGUGCCUGUUGGGUGUGACAAGGAGGUCGGCUCCAUGAAGCAGGACGACAAGUGCGGCGUGUGUGGGGGUGACAACUCCCACUGCCGGACGGUGAAGGGCACCCUGGCCAAGUCCCCCAAGCAGCCAGGUUCUCUCAAACUGUUCCACAUCCCAGCGGGAGCCAGGCACAUUCAGAUCGAAGAACUGGAAAAGGAGCCCCAGACCAUUGCGGUGAAGAAUAAGGAUACUGGGAACUUUAUCCUCAACCCCAAAGGCAAAGACACUGAGAACAGAACCUUCAUUGAGAUGGGCUUGGAAUGGGAGUAUAGUGUGGAGGACUCCAAAGAAACUCUGAAGACCAGUGGUCCUCUGCCGGAAGCUGUCACCGUCCUAGUCAUCUCCCAAGGGGACAGCGACUCCAGGAGCAGCCUGAUAUACAAGUAUGUCAUCCAUGAGGACCUGCUGCCCCUCAUAGGGAGCAACAAUGUGCUCCUGGAAGAGACAGAGUCGUACGAGUGGGCCCUCAAGAGCUGGUCCCCGUGCUCGAAAACCUGUGGCGGAGGGGUCCAGUUCACCAAGUACGGCUGCCGGCAGCGGAGCGGCCACCGCAUGGUGCACCGCCACUUCUGUGACCAGCAGAAGAAGCCCAAGCCCAUCCGGAGGCGCUGCAGCCAGCAGGAGUGCUCCCAGCCCUCGUGGGUCGCUGAAGAGUGGGGUCCCUGUAGCAAGAGCUGUGGGAAGCUCGGGGUCCAGACUCGGGCGGUGCAGUGCCUCCAGCCCCUCCGCAAUGGCACCAGCCGGGCCGUGCACAUCAAGAACUGCUCGGGCGAGCGGCCUGAGGCCCGGAGGCCCUGCCACCGAGUGCCCUGCCCUGCCCAGUGGAGGAUGGGAGCCUGGUCUCAGUGCUCGGCCAGCUGUGGGGAAGGGAUCCAGCAGCGCCAAGUGGUCUGUAAAACCAGUGACAACAACGUGGGCCAGUGUGUGGGGGACAAGCCUGAGACCGUCCAGGUCUGCAGCCUGCCCGCCUGUCCUGGGAAGGUCCUGAGCAUUACAGCAAAGAUGGAGACCAGCGAACGUGUGACCCCCAAAGGCCAGUGGGCUCCUCGCACUGGGCCCCCCAAUCCUGUCAACAAGAUAUCAUCAAAAGAGCCUUGCUUGGGGGACAAAUCUAUCUUCUGCCAGAUGGAAGUACUGGUGCGUUACUGCUCCAUCCCUGGCUACCACAAGCUGUGCUGUGAGUCCUGCAACAAGAAGGAGGCGGCUCCCCACCCCAGCCCGGCCCCUGGCCAGACCCUACAUCCUCCCGUGCUCUCCACUCCAGAAGUCUCUUCUCAGAGUCCUGAGACCAGCACAGUUUCUCCAGGAGCAAACAAGACCCUCCUUGCAGCUCCCGGCCCACCCCUUACAGUGGAAGGAGCCCCUGAACCACAGCAGCAGCAGCGGCAGCCAGAUGUCAGCAAGCCCUCUGCAAUGGAAGGAGCCCCUGAGCCCCAGCAGCAGCAGCCAGAUACCAGCCCGUCCCCUAUGAUGGAAGGAGCCCCUGAGCCCCAGCAGCAGCCAGGUGUCAGCAAGCCCCCCACUGAGCCUCCGGCCCUGCCGCACACCAGGCCGCCGGUGACUCAGGGCAGCCUUGCUCCACAAAAGCAAAGCUGGGGACCCUUCGGGAACAGGGCUCUGGCCCUCUGGUGGCUGCCUGCUUCCUGGAUCCCGUCCUCCACUGACCACCACACUGGGGCCUCGGCCUCUUGGGAGGAGGGACAGAAGAGGGGGAGGGUCAGCAAGAGAGCGGAGCCUCCAAGCCAGGACCUCCCGGCCACAUCUCCCAUCACAUGAGCUUCCCCCGCCCCCCACGUCUGGCCAUCUCUCUCGCUCAGCCCAGGUUUACGCAGUCUCUGAGCUGCCCAUGGGAACUCAGGAGAUUUACUGCCCAGAGAACACAGGGCAAAAGACUGUUCUUAACUCUUUGUGUAAUUGUUAUUACUGUUAUAGUUAUUUGGGACUGUGGCACUUUGGAGCCCGCCAGAGGUCUGGGGGCACAGGGUCAUGUGAGAAAAACAGUCACAGCUGAGCCAAAGGGAGGCAGAUGUCCGGGGGAAAGGCGGUUGGGGCUCCGAGAAGUCAGAGGCUCACUGGGGAGUCCCCUGGGCCAGAUACCUCAGGGCGUGGAUGGCCCAAGCUCGGGGACUCUCCCUCUCAGGUGCUAGCGGGGCCUCAUUGGAAGUCGGCCCCAUUGCUGGGGCCUCAUGGUCCUUUCUCCUUGCUGCUGUCCCUGAAUCCUGGGUGGCUCUGAAGCUCCCAGUCUCCCCAGGAAGCCAAGGUCGCUACCCGUGACCAAGGGGACACCUUCCCAUUGGCCCUGGGGAGGCCCUGUGUGGGAGGCCGUGGAGUGGAGGUGUUGAACACCCCGACACUGACCGGGGCUUGCCCUUAGCCGGGAGACAUCUCAGAAACCACCACAUUCAUCCUCUUUCAGAUGGGGAAACUGAGAUGGGGUAACAUCUGACCUCAGCCCAGUGCCUCUGUCCAACCUGCCUCCACCUGCCUCCAGCCCUGAGCUGGCCGUGGUGGGUGUUCAGCAUGACUGAGCCCCGAGCCGCGCUCACCUUUGCCCACGUCUGCAGCGAAGGAGCCAGGCUCCCCCGCACAACCGGCUUGUGAUGCUCAUUAUUGCUUCAUCAGUGGCUUUGGAAGAGGCUCCCGGCUCCCCAGCAUCCUCUAGCCCCCUCACUGGCCCCCAGGGCUGGACUCCCAGAGACCCCUAUGAGUCCUGAGGCUGGGGGGUUCUCCAUGGGGCUCCAGACCCACCUGGGAGAAGAGACAAAGGCGACGCCGGGGCAGUGGGAGCCACACUGACUGCCUGCCCUGUUGGGCUCCAGAAUGCUGUGGGGGCCGACCUUGCAUCAUUCCUGUGAUGUCCUCUGGCCCAGAGUACAGAGUAGAAAAUGUUUCUAGCAGUCCCAAAGCUUUUAAAUGUGACCUAUUUAUUAAUUUUGUCCCAGGCUUGUGAAUUCCCCCCUUUUCCUUUGUUGUUUUUUUUCCCCUUUUGGCUGCUCCAGAAAUGUACCAAAGCAUAAGAAAUGUUUGCUCCUGUUGAUUUAUUUUUGAGGAAAGGAAAACAAAAACACCAUCUUGGAGGGAGCUACGGCUUCUAUGCAGAGGGCUGCAGUCAUGAGCUGACCGGGCAAGCCUCUUCCCCCUCUCUGUGACUCAGUUUCCCCAUCUGGAAAACAAGGGGGAGCUCCGAUGCUAUGUCCCCUUCGGUUCUUACGUUCCGUGUCCGACUCUUGGUGUUCCAUGUUCUCAGGGCCCUCCCAGCUCUGCUUUCUGGGACUCUGUUCUAGCUGCAAGGUGUUCACUUUGUUGCCUUCCGAGGGAUGACUGAUACAUGGUUUCCUCCGGGCUCAUAAAGCACCCUGGAUACAGUCAUCCCGAGCUCUCAUGUAGCACUUUGGGGCAGCCAGACUGCACAGAGCUGAGCCUAGAGUCAGGAAGCCUCAGCUUCCCCAGUUCAAAUCCAGCUUCA